This is a messenger RNA of Paramisgurnus dabryanus, 501 nucleotides long. Its product is annotated as histone H2B-like. Lineage: Eukaryota; Metazoa; Chordata; Actinopteri; Cypriniformes; Cobitidae. Gene Ontology annotation, cellular component: nucleosome. The record is from RefSeq and is a predicted model, not a curated record. Gene Ontology annotation, molecular function: DNA binding; structural constituent of chromatin; protein heterodimerization activity.
GUGUGUCCAAUCACAACCCGCAACCAGAAGGCACGUCUACGGUCUCUCAAAUUUGCAUGGGCGCUGAAUAAAUGGUUCCUUACAUACCCAUAUCACCAUUCAUUGUGUUAUUUUAACAGAGUGAUCAUGCCUGAGCCAGCAAAGCCCGCACCUAAGAAGGGGUCCAAGAAGGCCGUUACCAAAGCCGCGGGAAAGGGCGGUAAGAAGCGCAAGAGGUCCAGGAAGGAGAGCUAUGCUAUCUACGUCUACAAGGUCCUGAAGCAGGUUCAUCCUGACACCGGGAUUUCCUCUAAGGCCAUGGGGAUCAUGAACUCUUUCGUCAAUGAUAUUUUCGAGCGUAUCGCCGGUGAGUCCUCUCGUCUCGCUCACUACAACAAGCGCUCCACCAUCACAUCGAGAGAGAUCCAGACCGCCGUGCGUCUGCUGCUGCCCGGUGAACUCGCCAAACACGCCGUGUCUGAGGGAACAAAGGCCGUCACCAAGUACACCAGCUCCAAAUAA